Molecule: messenger RNA, 1005 nt
Organism: Chelonia mydas (Green sea turtle)
Lineage: Eukaryota; Metazoa; Chordata; Testudines; Cheloniidae
Gene: DMAC1
Product: distal membrane arm assembly component 1
Exons: 2
Coding region: 1-258 (85 amino acids)
Source: RefSeq, a predicted model, not a curated record
AUGUCUAAGGCCCUGGAGGAGAGCAAGGCGGCCGCGCCUCCCCCCAAGCCGCUGUUCGGGAGCUGUUGGAGCUGCCGCAUCCUGUCCGGCUCGGCGCUGAUUGGGGCCGGGUACUGGGUCUAUCUAGGCCCGCGCAGGGUUAUAAGCCGGGGCAUCGCCCCCUCCCCGUGGAACAUUUUCCAGCUCUCCUUCGCAGUCAGUCUCGCCUGCUGGGGUGUAGUCAUCCUAGCUGAUCCAGUUGGGAAACAGAAGAAGUAGAACAAACAAGGCAGGACAAGGUGCAGCUGCUGCACUGGCCAAGUCAAAAAAUGUGCAUUUGGGACAAUAACAUGAAUCCAAGAGAAAACUGUUUGCUUUUUCUUACUAUGGUAGCCUCCCAGUGGUACCUGAGAGAGAAGAGACCCACUCCAACUCCCCCUUUACUAUGAUCCUCAUCUUCCUCUCCGCUGAGCUCCAGCUGCCUGCAGCCCUUCCCUCUCUGCUUGCCUUAUGCCAUGGCAGCUCCCCAGACUGUCCCGCUGGUGCAAUCCCCCAGACUAACUCCUGCUUAUGGGAUGAGCUAUGACAGUAUUUCUCCCCACGUCUUGACUCACCCUGUUCAUUCCAACAUCCAGUUCUAAUUUAACCUCCUGCUGCUUUGAACCCCCCUUGGCUCCAGCUAGUCUCUGCUCUUCCACCCAUCAGUCUGCUUCUCUAGAACAGGUCUCUUUCUGCACAAUGUGUCCUUUUCAGAGCUCAGCUGAAACCAGUUUGCCUGUUGUUCCCUCACUUCUCUAUUUAUGGUAACCUGGGAUGGGGGAAGGCAGCUUUUGGGGAGAAAAAUUUGCACAAAAGGAUGUCCUGUGACUUGUCCAACAAGGAAUUGGCCCCAGGGGGGCCUGGACUCACAGAACUGGUGGGGGAGGAAUUGCAUUUCAGUCUAUGCUAGGAAGCAGUGAAUAAGCUGGAAGAUGGUUUGGAGAAGAACCACAAGAAUGAUUAAAGGAUUAGAAAGCCUGCCUUGGA